AUGGAGCCCACGUCGGCCCGGUCCUGCGCCAUCUGCGGCGCCGCCUUCCCCAGCCGCAACGCGCUUUUCCGCCAUCUCUCCGAGGCGUGCGCUCCUGGCCUGCGGCGGGAGAAGGUGCCUUCGCAGACGGUGCUGCUCGCUCUCGGCUAUGUCGGCAGCGGCUUCCACGGCUCCUCCCUCUUGUCGGACGCCGACGAGGCGCAGCGGCCGACCGUCGAGGGCGCUGUCCUCGCUGCAGCGCGAGGCGCCUGGCCGGGUGUGCCUUGCGUCCUCUGCGCCGCCGCGAGGACGGAGAAGGGCGUUCACGCGCUCGAGACGCUGUUCGCCCUCAACGCCAAGCCCGUGUUCGGCCCGCUCGACCUCGCAGCUCUCGAGGCGCGGCUCGCGGCUCUGGCUCCGGCGGUCGUGCUGCUCGCCCCGCCCGUGGUCGUGCCGAAGCCGUACGACGACCUCGGCCGGGCGGCGCGGCGGCUCCAGUACGCGGCGGUCCUCACCUACCGCCACCUCCUCCGUGCGGGCGGAGAGGCGGCGCCGCGCGUAGAGGAGGAGCCAGAGGAGUGGGGGGAGGAGUCCGCCACAGAGGCGUGGUGCUGCGCGCUCGGCAGUGGCUCCGGUGGCGACAACGGCGGCGGCGGCGGCGGCGGCGGCGAGUCGGCCGGGCUACCUGCGUGGGCGUGGGUCGCAAAUCUUCCGAACGGGCGCACCGAAGCCGACGUGGAGGCGCUGCUGCUGGAGGCGUGCGGCGCGGCGGCGCUGUGCGUCCGGCUGCCUCGCUGCGGCGGCUACGCGGCGGUCCAGCUCAGCUCGGCGGAGGAGGCUGCGCGCUGCGUGUGCGAGCUCGACGGGCUUGCGUGGCGGCGGUCCGACCUGCCGCUGGUCGCGAUGGGGCUGCGCGAGGCGCCUGUCCCGAUCCGGCGGCCGGGAGGAGGAGCCGGGCCGGGCGGCGGCUGCACGCGGCCGCUCGGCCGCUGCUACUCUGGGAUCCAGCAGGACGUGCGGCGGGAGGGCGAGUGGCGGCUGAGCCACGGCGCGGUGCUGCGGUUCGGCGCAAAGGACUUUGCGCCCCAGCAGGUGCGGCGGCUGGUCGGCGCGGUGGCUGCGGUCGUGCGGGGGGACGAGCCGCCCGCGUACUUGGACAGGCUCUUCGAGGGCGGCGCGCCGCCGCUCCCGGCGCCGCCCGCGCCGGCCGAGGUCCUCUUCCUCGAGCGAGUCGAGCUGGGGCCCGCGUGGGGGGGGUGGCGCUCUCUGGUCCAGGUGGACGCCGCCCGCAGGGAGACGCACCGCGCGAGGCUCAUCGAGGAGGUCGCCGCGGCGUGCGAGCGAGGCGGGCCCGUCGAGCGCUUCUGCGCGUCGCUGGGCGCGGGAGCGACGCGCGCCGCGGCGAGCGAGCGGCUCGGCGGCGCGGCGGCGCGCGGCGAGCUGUCGGCGAUUGAGGCGAGCCUCUCUGACGGCGGCCGCGUCGAGGCGAGGAACGAGUACGGCCAGACGGCUCUCUUUCGGGCGGCGGCGGCGGGCAGCGCGGCCGCCGUCGCGCGGCUGCUCGAGCUGGGCGCCGACACCGAGGCGCGCGCCAACGGAGGCGCCACCCCGUGCCUCGCCGCGUCUGCCGGCGGCCACUUGCAGGCGUACCGCUUGCUCGAGGCGGCGGGCGCUUGCACGGACGCCGCGGGGCCGCGGGGCGUGCGCGCGUGCGACUAUGCGGCGCAGGCGGAGCGGCGCGAGGGCGGCGCCUCCCUCCCCCUUCCCGCCUUUCCGCCCUCCCGCCUCCCUCCCGCUCCGCCUCUGGCUCCCGCUCCGCCUCCGGGCGCGGCGGUGGGGCGGCUGCUUGAGGCGGGAGGUGCCUCGCACCCGGGAGCAGGCAGCUGCACGGUCGACAACGCGCUCCCGCCCGAGGCGCUCGAGCGCUUGCUCGCGCUCUGGCGCUCGCUGCCCGUCGCGAUCAAGGACAAGGACUCGCCGAUCGAGCGCUCCUACCUCUUCGACUCCGAGGGCUGGCUCACCGGCUUGCUCACCGCCGCGGCCGCAGCCGCGGGCUUGCGGUGCGUCGCGCUGCCGGGCGUGCGCUUCCUGCACUACCCCGAGCCGGGCGGGCACCUCCCGCCGCACGUCGACUUGCCGCGCUGCACCGCGGGCGGCGCAAAGUCGACGCACACCUUUCUGCUCUACCUGACCGGCUGCGGCCGCGGAGGAGAGACGCUCCUGCUCGAGGAGAGGGAGGGAGAUGCAGCGCUGGCGCGGAUGGGCGGCGUGGCACCCGGCCCGCGCGCCACCCUCGAGGCGGUGCGGCCGCGCGAGGGCCGGCUGCUGCUCAUGCCGCACGCGUGCCCGCACGCGGCGGCGCCCACCAUUGACACGCCAAAGCUCCUGGUCAGGGGCGAGGUGAGGGUGUUGGCGUGA
Molecule: messenger RNA, 2397 nt
Organism: Emiliania huxleyi CCMP1516
Lineage: Eukaryota; Haptophyta; Isochrysidales; Noelaerhabdaceae
Exons: 2
Coding region: 1-2397 (798 amino acids)
Biological process (GO): tRNA pseudouridine synthesis
Molecular function (GO): protein binding; pseudouridine synthase activity; oxidoreductase activity, acting on paired donors, with incorporation or reduction of molecular oxygen
Source: RefSeq, a predicted model, not a curated record